UGGGUAACGGCCCCGGCCGGCUGGGGCGGCUGGCACCGCGCAGCAGGUUUUACUCACGCCAAGUCCGUUGGUUGUGGGGGUUGUAGGGCUUGGGGCAGCCGGACAUGGAGCAGCCAUGGCCCCCUCCAGGACCUUGGAGCGUCCCUCGGGCAGAGGGUGAGGCUGAGGAAGAGAGUGACUUGGACAUGUCUCCCAGUUCUCCCCGGUGUCCGCAACUGCCCGGCGGCGGUGCCCAGAUGUAUAGCCAUGGAAUUGAAAUGGCUUGCCAAAAGCAGAAAGAGUUUGUGAAGAGCUCUGUGGCGUGCAAAUGGAAUCUAGCUGAAGCUCAGCAGAAACUUGGUAGUUUAGCACUGCAUAACUCUGAGUCCUUGGAUCAAGAACAUGCCAAAGCACAAACAGCAGUAUCAGAACUGAAGCAGCGUGAAGAGGAAUGGCGACAGAAAGAAGAGGCUCUAGUACAAAGAGAGAGAAUGUGUCUGUGGAACGUGGAUGCCAUUAGCAAGGAUGUUUUUAAUAAGAGUUUUAUUAAUCAAGAUAAAGGAAAAGAAGCAGAAGAUGAAGAUAAAUCAGAAUCAUUUAUGCAAAAAUAUGAGCAAAAAAUCAGACAUUUUGGUAUGUUGAGCCGGUGGGAUGAUAGUCAGCGAUUUUUGUCUGACCAUCCGUACCUUGUAUGUGAAGAAACUGCCAAAUAUCUUAUUUUAUGGUGUUUUCAUCUAGAAGCUGAACAGAAAGGGGCUCUAAUGGAACAAAUAGCACAUCAAGCUGUUGUCAUGCAGUUUAUAAUGGAAAUGGCCAAAAACUGUAAUGUGGAUCCAAGAGGGUGUUUUCGCUUAUUUUUCCAGAAAGCCAAAGCAGAGGAAGAAGGUUAUUUUGAAGCAUUCAAAAAUGAACUUGAAGCUUUCAAGUCAAGAGUCAGACAUUAUUCUCAAUCACCCAGUUUUCAGCCCAUGACAGUUCAGAAUCAUGUUCCACAUUCUGGUGUUGGAUCUAUAGGUUUAUUAGAAUCCUUACCACAGAAUCCAGAUUAUCUUCAGCAUUCUAUCAAUACAGCUCUCUGCAGUUUAAAUUCAGUGGUACAUAAAGAAGAUGAUGAACCGAAAAUGAUGGACACUGUAUAAUUUGGUUAAGACUGCUGAGGCCAAGUACUAUUUUGUUACAAGAAAGGAAGAACUUGGCUAUUUUCUUGACACUUUUAUGGGUGCUGCACUUUAUUUUUGUUCGGUUUUUGAUGGGAGGGGCAAAAAGAGUACUGAAAUGUUUUGUAAAAUUUUUUUUAUGUGCUGCUAGAUUUUUUUGUUUUGUUUUGUUUUUUCUGAAGAGAGGAGUGGUACCAUAAGUUACAAGAAGUCAAACUGAACUUUGGUUUUUUUUGCUACUAAAUUUGCCUUUAAUCUUAUUGUUCUCAAUUUUGGAAUCAAAGUAUGAAAAUCUGCACAAAUGCAAUGUUUACAAGAACUGGUUGAUUCUAGGAGGCAUCUGCUACAGUCUUUUUAUAUGGAUAUGUAUAUGCCCUACUCUAUAAAAAUGAUUAAAGACAAAAAUGUCCUUGUAUCCUACCGCUAAUUUAGCUGUCAGAUCUGGUGUUUUAUCAUGUUAAAAGCAAUAAAUCAGUAGUUGAUAAUCUACUUUACUAAAUAAGCUGGGUGAUACCAAUUUUUAAAAAGUUUUCCCCUUAAAAUAAUAUUGUAUUUGUAUUUUCGGCACCAUCAGUUAAAUAAAUCUUUGACUCUAAUAUCAAAUUUAUAUAGACACUAAAUUAAAUCCUUAACUAUUCUCAAAAGUGUAUUCCUUAAAAAUUGAUUUUACCCUGUUGAUUUUUUAAUAGUAAGGGAUACUGUGACUUAAAAAGUAAUAAAGCUAAUAUAAAUUUUUAAAAAAUAAGACCAACUUUCAAGCUCACUCUUAAUUUCUUGACAUAGUGUGAGAUCUCUCAGGGAGCAAGUUUUAAAAGGAUACUCAUGGCCUGUAGGAACAAACAGAAAAAAAUGAUCUGACUUUUAAAAUUAGGUUUAUUGUUUGUUUCACUCUGAUGUAGCCUGAGGACUUUUUUAAAAGAUGAGAGAACGCUUCUAGAGCUAACUGCCUCGAGCUGCCAACUACUUGUGAGAAUGUGGUAUUCGUAUUGGUAGUGAUGGCUUUUAUUGCGUUUGCCAUUUCUCUCCAUAGUUCAGUUACCAUACAGUGCUUUUGAGCUUUACUACUUCCUGUAUAAUUCACCUCAAGUAUGCCAGGAUAUUUGAUGAUUCACUUUAUUUGGAAUUAGAUGACAAUUUUAAUUAUGCUAUCCUUGCUAUUUGAGGAUUAAUCUUUGGACUUCAGGCACACGAGCUUUGUUUAUAUUGGAUAUAGCCUUUGGUGUGCUUCCAUUGAGACUAGUAGCAAACAUUUGGAAGAUGACUAACUGGGAUUAGGUAUACAUGUCUCAACUUGAAAAACCAAAUAUUGCUAAAAAAUCCAUAUGAUGAUCCGACUUGUAACUGUGGCCUCAUUUGCACCUUGUUUUAACUAACUUGAGGUGGUAAGGCACUUAGUACCCAUACAAAUGGACUGGACUUACUGAAUCAUACUUACGUAACAUCACAAUCUUACUGGUUUUCAGAAUAAAACUCUUUUGUGAUUUUGAUACAAAGAUAUGCUCUACAAUAAAAUGUUUGAUUAAUUUA
This is a messenger RNA of Artibeus jamaicensis (Jamaican fruit-eating bat), 2663 nucleotides long. RefSeq names its product cell division cycle 37 like 1, HSP90 cochaperone (gene CDC37L1). The record is from RefSeq and is a predicted model, not a curated record. Gene Ontology annotation, molecular function: heat shock protein binding; protein-folding chaperone binding. Gene Ontology annotation, cellular component: cytoplasm. Bases 105 to 1118 code for a protein of 337 amino acids. Lineage: Eukaryota; Metazoa; Chordata; Mammalia; Chiroptera; Phyllostomidae. Gene Ontology annotation, biological process: protein folding; protein stabilization. The transcript has 7 exons.